This is a messenger RNA of Xiphias gladius (swordfish), 2463 nucleotides long. Its product is annotated as trichohyalin. Lineage: Eukaryota; Metazoa; Chordata; Actinopteri; Istiophoriformes; Xiphiidae. The transcript has 15 exons. The record is from RefSeq and is a predicted model, not a curated record. The coding region runs from base 101 to 2089 and encodes 662 amino acids.
AAACCUUGUACCCAGUCAUUUACAUGUUUUAUUAUGUCAGGUUUGUUCUUAAUACACCAUUUUUUUGUUGGUCCACUACUUCCACAAACAGAGCAGCGUCAUGUCAGUGCUGGAGAGGGAGGAGAUGGAAAAAAAGGUGGAAAGUGCAAAAACAGAAUUGUUGGCUGAACAGCGACGUGCAACAGAGAAGCUGGAGUCCAUGCAAGAGAAUUUAGAGGAGACUCGUGAGAAACUCCAGAGGUCCACAGAGGCAGAGACCUUACUGAGGAACAGGUGUGCUUGUCUGGAGGAGAAAUGGAUCCAGAAAAAGGAGCAAACUGAGGCACUUGAGGUUCAAGUAAGUGAGCUGCAGGUUGAACUGGGAGAGUGUAAGAUCAGGGUGGGUACUCUGGAGAAGAUGUUGGCCCAGAAGGAGCUGCAGCUGCUAGAUUUCCAGGAACAGCGUGGGGCCUUACAAGCACAACGAGAUGGACUGAAGGGGGAGCUACAACACGUGAAAACCCAGCACUACAAAAUACUGAAGGAUACAGAGGAACAAGCCAGUAGAAUGAUGCAGGCUGAAAAGGAGAAAGCAGUUUCUUUGAAAGAACAGACUCUGGCUCUCACGCGAUGCAUUGAGUCCAUGCAACAUUCCAUUCAGCUAAAAGAAGAAGAAGCAAAGAAGCUAAGGAAAUCUCUUGAGCAGCAGAGGGAACAGGCAAAGAACCGUGAAGAGGAGCUGCGUGUAGAAGCCUCUGAAAAGGUGCACAAAGCAUUGGAGGAGGAGAGGAGGAAGUGCGAGGCAGAAAAAGUGGAAGCUGUACAGAUCCACUGUGGGAUACUGGAAGAGCAGAACAGAAAGACUCUGGAAAGCAUGAGGAGUGAGAUGCAGCGAGAGAAGAUUAAAGCACUAGCUCUUCAACAAAAAGUUUUGGAACUAAAAACAAGAGUGCAGGAUUCAAAGAGAGAAAGUUGUGCACAGCAGAGAAAGCAGGAGUUUUUGCUGGCUGUUAUUUGCAAAUCACUGAAAGAGGAGCACCAGGUUGAGCUGCAGAGGUUGAAGAAACAAAUGGCACAGGAGGGUCAGAGGACAGUGCUACGGCUCGAGCAAGCUGUUCAGCUGGCAGAGAAAGAAGCUAAGAGGCUACGGGUGAUGCUAGAGGAAAGGGGGAGCAACCAUAACCAAAUCACAGCUGAGCUGGACCUACAGCUCAGGCCCUGGGCCCAGGAGCUGGGAGCAGAGUGCCAGCAUCUACAUCUCUUAGUGGAAGAGAGUGGAGCCAAACAAAGUGCUAUGCAACUACCUGCCAGUCCUACAGUAGCUGAGGCUCUUACAAACCUAAGAGCACUAAGAGAGCAGUUGCAGCACGUGAUUGGCCAUCUACACCACGAGCUUGAUUCACAGAAACAAACCACAGAGCAGCUGAGAAAAGACAAGGAGCAAGAAUUGAGCAUCCAGAGGCAACAGCUGAGGAUGGAGAGAGAUCAAGCCUUGGACUCUCUUAAGGAGCGUCUCAUUCAGGAGCACACUGAGGAGUUGAGCUGUCUGAACAGGGCUCAUAUGAGUGAUGGAGGAGCUGAGGGAGGAGGAGUAGCAAUAUAUCUACGCAAGCAGCUGAAGGCCAAAGACCUGGAGCUCAGGCAGGUUCAGAGGAGCAUGGGUCAGUGGAAGGAACAGACUGCAGCUCGUCUGGCAUGCAAGUUUGAAGAAGAGCUCACAGCUGAACUGGAAAGGUGCAAGACAAAGUGUUUAAGGGGCAGCAAAACAUCAAAGACUCAAGGCGAGAGGCAGAGAAAGUCUGACAGGCUUGAAGGAGGGAUGAGGCUUAGUGCAAAGGAAACACAGAAUUCAGUUUGCUCUCCCUUCCGCCACGUUGUGGAAUCUGCUGCCUCCCACAGCCCCUCAGACAUGGCUUCAUUUAAGCUUCUACUUUACCUCCAGAGCAGAGUGAAGCAGCUCCGUCUAGAAAACCAGGCGUAUACCUGGAUCCCCUCUCCUCUAGAUACAGUCCCUUUAGAUUUAUCAGAAUCCAAUCUUACAACAAUCACUCAAGUUCAAGACAGUGCUGGAAUUCAGAGCCAGUCCGCAAUCAGGACAUUCUCAAGUUAAGGAAAUGAAACCUGUCUGUCUGUCUAUGUCAAUGAACAACAGUAAUAUAACAUUCUUAAAAUCUGAGUCUCAAGCAUUUUGAACCAUUUUAGCAUACCAUAGAGAUGAAUCAUUUACUGUCAGAUGUGCUUAAGAUAGCAGAUUAAGCAGGUCACAGUGACAAAUAACCCAACCGAUGAUUUGGUCAUUAAGUUCAUAUGCCUCUGUGUUAUGGCAGUCAAAUUUUAUGGCUUAAAGUUACAGUGAACUGUGAAUGAAUGAUGAAAUGACAAUAAUGAGAGUUAUGUAAAAUAACCUCCAUAAAGCUGACAGUUCUUUGUAUAUCAUAAAUGUUACAUGAUGUUUAAUUGUCAAAUAAAAAUGUUCUUUAGGUU